ACAUUUUUUUAUAUAUAUUGAAACAUGCACUGCACUGUCUCUCGAUUAUGUCUGACAUCUCAAUCUAAGUUACUAACAUCAUGGCAAUUCAAGCUAAAACCGCUUCUCUUCAUUUCUCUCAUACUUUUCACUCUCCUUCACCUAUGCCUGCAUCUCUAUCUCUUCUCUUUGGACCACUCAGGUCAAUGUCAAUGGCUUCAAAACCUCAAAGAAUUAGAAAGUCUCUUGAACUAGUCACUUGCAAGUCCAACCCCAAUGAUAACCAGCAAGAUUAUCUGAUUGAUGCUCCUGAGUCAGUUGGCGAUGGCUUUUCCUUCAGUGGAGGAAAGUAUUCAGAUGAGCCAAGCCAAUCAGAUGAAUGGUUUAAGAAAGGGAAGAUGGUGAGAGCUCAUGGUGUUGCUGGUUCUGGAGAGAAGGCAAAGGAUCCCAUUUUUGGACUCACAAUGGGUGUUAGUUCUCAGACCUCAGCUGAUGUUUUUAGAUGGUUUUGCGUUGAAAGUGGAAGUGCUGAUAAGCAUCCGGUCAUAUUAAUUCAUGGUUUUCCUUCACAGGCAUACUCUUAUCGUAAAGUUCUUCCUGUACUCUCUAAGGACUAUCAUGCCAUCACUUUUGAUUGGCUAGGUUUUGGAUUUUCAGAUAAGCCUCAACCUGGAUAUGGAUUUGACUACACAUUGGGUGAGUAUGUGUCAUCCUUGGAGUCUCUAAUAAAUGAGCUUGCCAUCAGUAAGGUUUCACUUGUUGUCCAGGGCUACUUUUCCCCAGUUGUUGUUAAAUAUGCUCUCAGUCAUCAAGAGAAACUUAACAACUUAAUUCUACUCAAUCCUCCGCUGACAGCCAAACAUGCUAAUCUUCCAUCAACCCUGUCCAUAUUCAGCAACUUUUUGCUAGGUGAAAUAUUCGCUCAGGAUCCCUUAAGGGCCAGUGAUAAAGCCUUGACCAGUUGUGGUCCUUACAAAAUGAAGGAGGAUGAUGCAAUGGUUUAUAGAAGACCUUAUCUCACAUCUGGUUCGUCAGGUUUUGCCUUAAAUGCAAUUAGCAGGGCAAUGAAGAAAGAGCUAAAGACCUAUGUGGAGGAUAUGCAGAUGAUACUCACAGAUAAAAAUUGGAAUGUUCAAACUACAGUUUUCUGGGGCCAAAGAGAUCGCUGGUUGAACUAUGAUGGAGUUGAAGAUUUCUGCAAGGAUUCAAGACAUAAGCUUGUAGAACUACCAAUGGCAGGACAUCAUGUACAAGAAGAUCGUGGUGAAGAACUUGGACAACUCAUUUCUAAGGUUAUCAGCAAAAGGAGCCAAAUUUGAUGAUACAAAAAUGUUGCUUGAGUAAGCAGUGCUCAGCAUUCAGUAAAUAUUAUUUUGCAUUUUACAAUCCAUCCAGUAUAUUCUUUACAACAACAACAACAAUAAUAAAGCCUUUGUCACAAAAUUUUUAGGCUCAGCUACGAUCCUCAACAGAUUAGUUAGGAUCUGUCACAUGUAUUUUUUUCCUCAACUCUAUUCUAACUGAAGUUGUACUCUUUGUUACUUCCUUAAUUACAUGUCAUUUUUUAGUACU
Messenger RNA from Quercus robur (English oak), 1551 nucleotides. RefSeq lists its product as uncharacterized. Lineage: Eukaryota; Viridiplantae; Streptophyta; Magnoliopsida; Fagales; Fagaceae. The record is from RefSeq and is a predicted model, not a curated record. Gene Ontology annotation, molecular function: epoxide hydrolase activity. The coding region runs from base 81 to 1298 and encodes 405 amino acids. The transcript has 13 exons.